Molecule: messenger RNA, 2740 nt
Organism: Myripristis murdjan (pinecone soldierfish)
Lineage: Eukaryota; Metazoa; Chordata; Actinopteri; Holocentriformes; Holocentridae
Gene: pim2
Product: Pim-2 proto-oncogene, serine/threonine kinase
Exons: 7
Coding region: 285-1232 (315 amino acids)
Biological process (GO): negative regulation of apoptotic process; protein autophosphorylation
Cellular component (GO): cytoplasm
Molecular function (GO): protein serine/threonine kinase activity; ATP binding
Source: RefSeq, a predicted model, not a curated record
AAACAGCGCAGAAACUAAACUGCAGAAAGGAGUUUUCUCAAGUGUUUUUCGUUUUUUAAAAUAUUUUAUACGUUAAAUUUGUAGAUUAAAACUGUUCAAACCGGGUGAGUUCGCUCGUGUUUAACUUGAAAAUAACCCUCGGUUAGGAGAACAGACGGAGAGACGGAGCGUCGCAACAUCGUUUUCUGCGGGAAAAUAAAAUAAUUCAACACAAAAAUGGAUUUUAUCAGGAGCUAAAACUCUUCAUCACAGCUUCGGGAGUUUUCUGGAGAAAAAAUAAGAAAAUGUUUGACAAAAGGACUGUGGAGCUUCAUGUGGAGGUGCAGGAGGUCCGGGGGAAAACCGUGAAGGAGCCCUUCUCCUCCCAGUAUCGCUGUGGCUCCCUGCUGGGCAGCGGCGGCUUCGGCUCCGUCUUCUCAGGACAGAGGCUGUCUGACGGCCUGCAGGUUGCCAUCAAACAGAUUUCCAGAGACAGAGUUCAGCAGUGGGCCAGGCUGCCCGGCGAGGUCAGUCCCGUUCCCAUGGAGAUCGCCCUGCUGCAGCGGCUGUCAGAGGUCGGAGGUCACAGCGGGGUCAUCAGGCUGCUGGACUGGUUCGAGGUCAGUGGGCGGGGCUUCCUGCUGGUGCUGGAGCGCCCGCCGCACAGCCAGGACCUGUUCGACUUCAUCACCGAGAGAGGAGCGCUGCCCGAGAGCCUCGCACUCAGGUUCCUGCGUCAGCUGGUGCAGGCGCUGCUCUUCCUGCAGGCGCAGGGCGUCGUGCACCGCGACAUCAAGGACGAGAACAUCCUGGUGGACACGAGGACGCUCGACGUCAAGGUCAUCGACUUCGGCUCCGGAGCCGUGCUCAAAGAGACGCCGUACAGCGAGUUCGAGGGUACGAGGGUCUACUCGCCCCCCGAGUGGGUUCUGUCCCAGCGCUACGAGGCCGGCUCGCUCACCGUCUGGUCUCUGGGCGUCCUGCUGUUCGACAUGGUGUGCGGCGACAUCCCGUUCGAGCGGGACGAGGAGAUCGUCUCGGCGACGCCCAGCUUCACCCGGCGGAUCUCCACAGAAUGCCAGUCUCUGAUUCGCUGGUGUCUGUCCUACCGGCCCGAGGACCGACCAACCCUGGAGCAGAUCCUGUCCCACCCCUGGAUGGAGGGCGGGGCCAUGGAGGGGGAGGAGGAGGAGGAGGAGGAGGAGGGAGUGGAGGGCGAGGAGCACAGCUCGCUGCCCAGCCAGUCUUUAUGAACACACACACACACACACACACUGAUGGACUGGUUGCCAUGGAGAUGUUUCACGGUGUUGUGUUCACCUGAACAGGCCGAACUCACGUUGCAGUUCCUCUGGUCGGCCAGCAGGGCGGCGCUGCAGACAGAAACCACUGGACUUUAACCUGCAGUCGGUCGCCUUGACGACAAAAACCUGUUCAUUUUUUUCUUUUUUCAUCCUUCUGCACUGUUACCAUGACAACACUGGAGUCUCCUGACGAGGACAAAACUGUUCUCGUUUGUUUGGUUGUUUGUUUGUUUGUUUGUUUGUUUGUUUCACACUGUUUCACACAGCUGUGGGUUCACCAGAGAGUCUAAACAAUAUGAUAAAAGUGUCCGCCUGCAGGGGGCGCCGCCAAGUACUAGUAAUACCACUAAUAGUACAAUACUACUAGUACAAAAGUACAGUACUACUAGAAAUGCACUGGUAAGUGAGGGGGAUUAUUUUAACACGGGAUUAAAGUGUCACCUCUCUAGUCUAUUCUGCUGUUUAGCUCAGUGCUGCCCCCGGUGGACACAGUGCUGACCUGCAGGCUGUUUAGCUCAGUGCUGCCCCCGGUGGACACAGUGCUGACCUGCAGGCUGUGUCUCUGGCUCCCAGCAGGUGUUUUGUGUGUUUUCUGUCUCUGGGUCCAGCUGGUUUGUAGUCAGGAAGUUAUUUAUGUGAACGCAGCCUCACUUCCUGUUUGAUUGUUUUUUUUUUUUUUUUCAGUCAUUUUGCUGCGGCAAGAACAAAGAAGAUUCCUGUUUUAUUUUCAGGAUAUUUAUUGGAUAAUUUAUUUUGGUAUUAAAAGGUGGCCUCUGUUCGGGACUUUGGCAUAUUGUCAGAAUACCGUACGUUUUUUGUAGCGGUGUUUUCCUCCAAUCCUGUUCACGUUCACUUUGUGUUUUAUUUAUUCAGCCGUCUGAAUGAAGAAACAAAAAAAAUGUUAUUCAAGCCUCUGAACAACAACACAGUCACCACUCUGCCUCAUCAAGAUGCUCUUUCUUUACUUUAGAGUGUUGUGUAAAAAAAAAUCGAACCCUAACCCUAAAAUACAUUUAAAGGUGAGCAAAAAAAGAAGGAAAAAGUCAAAGAAUGUUUAUUUUUUUUAAGGGAAACUGUAAUCAGAGUUCUAUAUAAUUUCAUCUAUAUCUUUUUUUUCUCAUAGGCCUUAUUUAUGUAUUUAUUAUAAAAAUAUUUUUGAAAAGAAAUAAAGAGGGUUUUUGUUGUUCAGAGGGUUGAAAAUGAGCUGCUGGGUUUCAGCCACAGAUUUCCUCACAGGUUGAACUGUGACACAUAAAACAUAUAGAAUAUGAGCGUGAACGUGUCAGUGCCUUCAGAAGCCAACAGAAAGCUGUUGGCUGUAAAUACUUGUGUAUUCAUUCACGUUUUAUUGUGAAAGUGGCUCUUCUGUCACUUGUUACUUCCUGUUUAUUUACAUUAAAUAAUAUUCUGGAUCGAGAAAAACCCAGCGAUCCGCCGUUCGUUUGAAUAAACUUAUU